Messenger RNA from Anopheles maculipalpis, 1154 nucleotides. RefSeq names its product translation initiation factor eIF-2B subunit beta (gene eIF2Bbeta). Lineage: Eukaryota; Metazoa; Arthropoda; Insecta; Diptera; Culicidae. The transcript is spliced from 4 exons. The record is from RefSeq and is a predicted model, not a curated record. Gene Ontology annotation, cellular component: eukaryotic translation initiation factor 2B complex. The coding region runs from base 15 to 1082 and encodes 355 amino acids. Gene Ontology annotation, biological process: translational initiation. Gene Ontology annotation, molecular function: guanyl-nucleotide exchange factor activity; translation initiation factor activity.
AGAACCCGCACAAAAUGAAGGAAUUAGGAAAGGAUUCUUCUGUCUUCCCAGUCGAAGGAAUUGCUGAAUAUAUUCAGGAUGUUCGCCUCCGCAAAAUCACUGGAUCGCUUAAGCUUGCCACGAAAACCCUCCAGCUGUUGAUGGAUCUGGUGUCGAAAAAACAAUGGAACACGGCUGAAGAACUACUCUCGCUCAUUCGCACGCAAGGUCGCUUCUUGGCCGAGGCACUCCCGCACGAUAUCGUCGUAGCAAACAGCAUUCGGCGCGUGAUGAAAAUAGUACGCGAAGAGUAUGAUUCCUCUCGGGUGGUGCAUUUCGACGAUGGUCAAAGUAUCCUUUCACUUCACAAGCUGGUAACACAGGCAGCCGACCCGGAACGGGACGAUUACUCGAAACCGAUGCCUGGGUUAAAGAAUGCCCUAGUGGACCAUUUGUCGGAAAUAGAAACGGAGCUAGAAACGACGGGCGAUUCGAUAUCUGCCCAAGCAGCUGAACACAUUCAUUCAGCGGAACUGAUCAUGACGAUCGGGUACUCGCGUGCGGUUGAAAAAUUCUUGCGUAAAGCAGCCGAAACUCGACCGAUCGAGGUGGUAGUGGUGGAGUGUGCACCGGAUUGUCGUGGUCAACAGUUGGCAGCUAACCUGGGACGGGCCAAGAUACAAACAACACUCAUUUCCGAUGCGGCAAUCUUUGCGAUCAUGUCACGCAUCAAUAAGAUCAUCAUCGGUACGCAUUCGGUGCUGGCUAAUGGUGGACUACAGGCGGUUUGUGGCACGUACAGCUUAGCACUUUCGGCGAAACACUUUUCUGUGCCCGUGAUUGUGCUUGCGCCGACGUACAAACUAACUCCGGUGCAUCUGUGCAAUUACGAGCAGGGUGAUUUCAACAUUCUGGGCAAUACGGAAGCGGUACUACCGUUCAAAAGUUUGGCUUCAAGGUUCACAAAAGCAUACAAUCCGCUGUUUGAUUACGUACCACCGGAACUGGUGACACUGUUUGUGACGAAUAAUGGCUCGAACGCUCCUUCAUACAUCUACCGUUUGAUAGGAGAGCUGUAUCAUCCGGACGAUAGUCAACUAUGAAACACGAUAUCCAGUUCUUUAUUCGUUUCAUUUUCAUAAAAUCAAUUACAGUCGUAUGGGAGAAGUCUUUUA